AUGUCAUCAAAAAGGGCGUUUGAAGAGAUACAUCAAGAUCAAGCGCACUCCCUCCCUGUGGCUUCGCAAGUUGCAACUGCGACGCCUCUGCUCGGUAUCAAUGAAUCACAAGAGAAGAUAUUCAAGAAACUCAAAAGGCCGAAUGGAACCGAAGAGCCGUCUGAAUUUGAAAAGGAGUUGCUUGAUAUGACACAAGCAGCGCAAGAGGCUGGUACUGAUGAAGAUCAAAAUUGGUCUAGACCCCUGCUUCCAGCCAAUUUCGACCCCAAUAAGGAAGAUGUUUCUUUUCAACAAUUAGACGGUGAGGAGUACAAUGAACACGAUGCCACUUAUGCCAGAUUUUUUGGAGUCACACAAGAAGGGUACUCGGUCCUUUGUAAUGUGACUGGUUUUAUCCAUUACUUUUAUUCGCCCGUUCCCAAAGGAUUUGUCAAAGACCACCAUUUGAUGCAAUUUACCAGUUAUUUGAAAGCAAACUACGAUGGGGUUGUUGAGGUGCAAGUUCAUACAAAAGAGUCCAUAUGGGGCUACAACAAUAAUAUCAAAACACCUUUCUUCAAGAUAUAUGCCAAUAACAACAGAAACAUAACCAGAUUGAGAGGUGCUUUUGAAAAAGCAGAAAUUCGGUUUGAAGACUUGUUUCCCAUCCAGCAAAGUGUAACUUAUGACAACAUCAACUAUCUUUUGAGAUUGAUGAUUGAUUGUAACAUUACAGGAAUGUCAUGGAUCACAUUACCUAAAACCAAGUAUAAAUUAAGGAGUUCCAAGAUUUCUUCUUGCCAAAUAGAAUGUUCGAUAGACUAUAAAGAUUUGAUUGCUCAUCAGUCCGAAAAAGAGUGGUUGAAAAUGGCUCCCUUGCGUAUCUUGUCGUUUGAUAUAGAGUGUGCUGGCAGAAAGGGUAUAUUUCCAGAAGCAGAACAUGAUCCAGUCAUUCAAAUUGCAAAUGUGGUCCUGAAGUUGGGAGACUCGAAACCAUUUGUGAGGAAUGUUUUCACGGUCAAUACAUGCGCCUCCAUUAUUGGUUCACAGAUAUACGAGCAUGAAAGAGAAGAAGACAUGUUACUACACUGGAAGGAAUUCGUCGACGAGGUGGAUCCUGAUGUCAUUAUUGGAUACAACACAGCCAACUUUGAUAUUCCGUACUUGUUGGACAGAGCAAGGACCUUGAAAGUUCUCAAGUUUCCCUAUUUUGGACGAUUGAAAAGUGUCAAGCAAGAAAUUAAGGACGCUGUGUUCAGCUCGAGGGCAUAUGGUACGAGAGAAAAUAAAGUUGUAAACAUCGAUGGUAGAAUGCAAUUGGAUUUGCUCCAAUUCAUUCAAAGAGAGUACAAGUUGAGAUCGUAUACACUUAAUUCUGUAUCCGCGCAUUUUUUAGGGGAGCAGAAGGAAGAUGUUCAACAUUCGAUUAUUACAGAUUUGCAGAAUGGAAAUAAAGAGACACGAAGACGUUUGGCUGUAUACUGUCUCAAAGACGCCUACUUGCCCCUCCGGUUAUUGGAUAAAUUGAUGUGUUUGGUCAAUUACACAGAAAUGGCAAGAGUUACAGGGGUUCCUUUCUCGUACUUACUUUCCAGAGGACAACAAAUUAAAGUUGUGUCUCAAUUGUUUCGAAAAUGCUUACAAGAAGACAUUGUUAUUCCAAACAUGAAAAGUGAGGGCUCGAAUGAAGAAUACGAAGGAGCAACGGUUAUUGAGCCCGAAAGAGGUUAUUACGAUGUUCCAAUUGCAACACUAGAUUUCAGCUCGUUGUACCCAUCGAUUAUGAUGGCUCAUAACUUGUGCUAUACAACACUACUCAAUAGAAAUUCCAUUAAAGCAUUUGGCUUGACAGAGGAAGAUUAUACCAAAACACCGAAUGGGGACUAUUUUGUUCAUGCUAAUAAAAAGAAAGGUAUUUUACCCACAAUCUUGAACGAAUUGUUGACGGCAAGAAAAAAGGCAAAAACGGAUUUGAAAAAUGAAAAAGACCCCUUCAAGAAGGACGUUCUCAAUGGUAGACAGCUUGCGUUGAAAAUAUCUGCAAACUCGGUUUAUGGGUUUACGGGUGCCACUAUUGGUAAAUUGCCCUGUCUUGCAAUAUCAUCUUCAGUGACCGCGUUUGGACGUGAAAUGAUUGAAAAGACCAAGAAUGAAGUCCAGGACUAUUAUUCCAAAAAGAACGGUCACCCGUAUGAUGCACAGGUUAUUUAUGGGGAUACAGAUUCUGUUAUGGUGAAAUUUGGUUAUCAGGAUUUAGAAACCUGUAUGAAGCUUGGGGAAGAAGCUGCUAAUUAUGUGUCAACAAAGUUUAAAAACCCCAUCAAGUUGGAAUUUGAGAAAGUUUAUUUUCCUUAUUUAUUGAUAAACAAGAAAAGAUAUGCGGGGUUGUAUUGGACCAGGCCCGACAAGUUUGAUAAAAUGGACACUAAAGGUAUUGAAACCGUUAGAAGAGACAAUUGUCGGUUAGUACAAAAUGUUAUUACAAAGGUUUUGGAGUUCAUUUUAGAGGAGAGAGAUGUGGAAAAGGCGCAGAGAUUUGUCAAGCAAACAAUUGCUGACUUGUUACAGAAUAGAGUUGAUCUAUCACAAUUGGUGAUCACUAAAGCUUAUUCCAAGCACGAUUAUUCGGCAAAGCAGGCGCACGUGGAAUUGGCGGAGAGAAUGAGAAAAAGAGACCCCGGAUCAGCGCCCACAUUAGGUGAUAGAGUAGCUUACGUGAUAAUCAAGUCUGGUGGUGAUAAAAAUUACGAAAAGUCAGAAGACCCGUUGUAUGUUUUGGAGAAUUCGUUGCCUAUUGAUGUGAAGUACUAUUUGGAGCAACAAAUGACAAAGCCACUAGAAAGAAUUUUUAUUCCAAUUUUGGGGGAAUCCAAGACGAAGGAACUAUUGGCGGGUGCGCAUACGAGAACAAUAAAAAUGUCCGCACCAAAGACGGGUGGUCUUAUGAGAUUUGCUAAGAAAUCCGAGGUAUGUGUCAACUGUAAGACACCACUAAAAUCGGGAAACAGUGGUGCAUUGUGUCACAAUUGUAUUGAUGAGGGCAAAGGUCCUGGUCUAUAUGCUAACGCCCUCUCUCAAAUGAACUACUUGGAAAAUAAGUUUUCUCGAUUAUGGACGGAAUGUCAAAGAUGUCAAGGAUCGUUACACCAAGAAGUACUCUGUUCAAACAAAGAUUGUCCGAUAUUUUACAUGAGAAAGAAAGUUCAAAAGGAUGUUCAUCAACAGGGUUUAGAACUAGUUAAAUGGAAUGAAACGAACUGGUGA
Messenger RNA from Lodderomyces margitis, 3243 nucleotides. It is a transcript of the gene POL3, whose product is annotated as DNA-directed DNA polymerase delta. Bases 1 to 3243 code for a protein of 1080 amino acids. NCBI's taxonomy places the organism in Eukaryota, Fungi, Ascomycota, Pichiomycetes, Serinales, Debaryomycetaceae. Gene Ontology annotation, molecular function: DNA binding; 3'-5'-DNA exonuclease activity; nucleotide binding. Gene Ontology annotation, biological process: DNA replication proofreading; nucleotide-excision repair, DNA gap filling; DNA-templated DNA replication. The transcript has a single exon. Gene Ontology annotation, cellular component: delta DNA polymerase complex. The record is from RefSeq and is a predicted model, not a curated record.